Molecule: messenger RNA, 432 nt
Organism: Helobdella robusta
Lineage: Eukaryota; Metazoa; Annelida; Clitellata; Rhynchobdellida; Glossiphoniidae
Exons: 2
Coding region: 1-432 (143 amino acids)
Source: RefSeq, a predicted model, not a curated record
AUGAUAGAGCAGGUUGAACAACAAAAAGUUUGGGACAUAAAUAGCACCUCUGCUUUCAAGAUUCAUCAAGCUAUUGGUAAAAUGAUUAUCACUGAUCGUGAACCAUACAGCGUAGUUGAAAAAGAAGUUAAAGAAGAGCUUCGCGUGCAGCAAACUCGUGAAGAGAUAAAAAAACGUCCCAUCAUGAACAAAAGGAAAUUGCAACAAAAUAAAAAAAAUCAAAUAUCCGAAGAGAGCAACAGAGUAACAAAAAAAAAUAAAAUUAAAAGACAAUUAUAUGCUGAGAAGGACAUAUGCGUCAUGUGUGGUGAGGCUGGCCGAGACAACGAAAUGUGGUUUCGUUGCAGAAAUUGUGCCAAGUGGGCUCACGAGCUCUGCACGAGUGUUUCUAGUGCAGUUGAUUACAUUUGCGAAUUUUGCAUACAUGAAUAA